Messenger RNA from Solanum stenotomum, 892 nucleotides. Its product is annotated as ER lumen protein-retaining receptor A-like. Lineage: Eukaryota; Viridiplantae; Streptophyta; Magnoliopsida; Solanales; Solanaceae. The transcript is spliced from 6 exons. The record is from RefSeq and is a predicted model, not a curated record. Gene Ontology annotation, cellular component: endoplasmic reticulum; cis-Golgi network; membrane. Gene Ontology annotation, molecular function: ER lumen protein retrieval receptor activity. Gene Ontology annotation, biological process: protein retention in ER lumen; endoplasmic reticulum to Golgi vesicle-mediated transport. The coding region runs from base 172 to 819 and encodes 215 amino acids.
UUUCUGAAUUUUGAUCCCAAAACAAAUUCCAAAAAUCCAGUUCCAUUUCGUUUCUACUUCCAAUCCACAACCCGCAAUCCCCAACCCGACAAACCCCUAAUCUUCAUGAGGAUUUGACUCUAAUCGUGAACAAUCUAGGGCUGGAAUAGGGCGGUUUUCGCAGUAGCAAUCAUGAAUAUCUUCAGACUGGCUGGGGACAUGACACAUUUGAUUAGUGUCUUAGUUCUCCUCCUGAAAAUCUACGCUACCAAAUCAUGCUCAGGAAUAUCAUUGAAGACGCAAGAGUUAUAUGCUAUUGUGUUCGUGACUCGGUAUCUGGAUUUGUUCACUGACUUCAUCUCUCUUUACAACACUGUGAUGAAACUGGUUUUUAUUGGUAGCUCUUUGGCAAUUGUCUGGUGUAUGAGGUACCAUCGGGUUGUCAGGCGCUCAUAUGACCGUGAGCUAGACACUUUUCGUUAUUGGAUUCUUCUUGGGGUGUCUUUCAUUCUGGCACUUGUUCUUCAUGAGAAAUUUACCCUUCAAGAGGUAUUCUGGGCUUUCUCAAUAUACCUGGAGGCAGUUGCCAUUCUUCCCCAGUUGGUGCUCUUACAAAGAAGUGGAAAUGUUGAUAAUCUGGCCGGACAAUAUGUGUUCUUCCUUGGGGCCUACCGUGCAUUUUACAUCUUAAACUGGAUUUACCGCUAUCUGACGGAGCAGCGUUUCACUAGAUGGAUUUCUUGCGUCUCUGGUCUUGUCCAGACAGCCCUUUAUGCAGAUUUCUUUUAUUAUUACUUCAUCAGCUGGAAAAAUAACGCUAAGCUUCAACUGCCAGCAUGAGGCAAAGAAGAUAUAUGAUGAACAGCUUUAACACCUAACCGGAAUCUGGUUUCAUGCUGUGGCUUGUGACAUA